UGAGUAGGCCGAAGCUGCGUCUGGUUAUUACAUUGACGAUGAAACUGGGAUUAUUACAAUCUAUCCAUUAUUUAUAGUCAGUAUUAAGACACACUUGCGAAGAAGAUGAUCAUUGAGAAUGUGGAAGCUCUGAAGUCGUGGUUGGCUAAACUCUUGGAGCCAAUAUGCGACGCAGACCCUUCAGCGUUAGCCAACUAUGUAGUUGCCCUAGUGAAGAAGGACAAACCGGAAAAAGACCUGAAGGCACUUUGUGCUGAUCAGUUGGAUGUCUUCUUGCAAAAGGAGACAACCGGUUUUGUUGAUAAACUCUUUGAAUGUUUAACCACGAAAAACUACUUGGGGAAUCCGGAGCCGAUAAAAGAGAUCCCAAAACUGGAGACCAAGCUUUCUGUACAAAAACACGAGGACAGAGAAGAGCAUCAGGCCGGAAAUGUUGAGGAUGACAGGGAUGGUCGCAGAAGAAGGAGUCCUCUGAGAAAUCGAUCAGAUCUGAAUGAAUCAAGGACCCGUGAUGACCGGAGGAGAGACGACCGCAAGAGGCGUGACCUGGACCGCUACGGGAAGAGCAGCGAGUCCUACAGGGAGCGGCACGAGCGCCGAGCGGGUAACGCCAGGGCCCGCAGCUACAGCCGGAGCCGGAGCAGGAGCCGGAGCGGGAGCAGGGGCAAGAGCGGGGACAAGGAGCACAGCCGGGGGAAGGAACACAGGUCUAAGUUUGAGGUGGAGAGGAAGGAGCAGGAGGGCUACAUCCCCACUUCCAUGCCUGCCUGUAGCUCCCUACAGCAGCAGCAGCAGCAGCAGCAGCCCCCGCCGCCGCUGCUCCCUUUACCGCCCCCUCACCACCAGCUGUCCUCCGGGGGCCCCGCCGUCCCCAGCUCCGUUGCCGUGGCAGUGCCCGCUCACCUGCCCGACGGCACCACCGAGAGCUGGUCCAAUUACUUCUCCAAUCACGAGGGCAAGCAGUUCAACAAAGGCGGCGCCCUCAAGCGCCGCUGCCGUGACUACGACGAGAAAGGCUUCUGUGUCCGGGGCGACCUGUGUCCCUUUGAUCACGGCAAUGAUCCCCUGAUAGUGGAUGACGUCACCCUGCCGACCAUGAUACCGUUCCCACCCCCACCUGGCCUGCCACCCCCGCGAAUGCCCAUGCCGCCCAUGACAGAGCCGCCUCCCGGCCUCAGGAUGCCCAUGCCCCCCCAUGGACAGCCCCCCAUGCCGGGCAUCUUCCCCAUGCCUGGACCUCCAUUAAUACCAACAAGUGCAAUAGAUACUCGCGAACACUCUGGGACAAGUUUGAUCUCUACUCUUGCACCGCCAGGAGUAGGACCUCCUCCCCCCAUACCAACACAUCCUCAGUACACAAUGUCAGAAUAUAACUAUGAGCAGGAAGCCUACAACCCUGAGGCUCCGGGCCUCACCGCUGCAGGCCGACCCCAGUACAGGCAGUUCAUCCCUCGCAUACAGACGCAGAGGCCUAACCUCAUCGGGCUCACCUCCGGGGACAUGGACACUCAGAACUCCAGAGCGGCCAAUAUUGUGAUUCAGACAGAGCCAUCAGUGUCCACAGUUUCCAAUAACUCGGCAAGGUACAGCAGUGACCAGGACAGCAGGAAGAGGCCCAUGGGGCCCACUGAGGGCCCUAUGCCCAAGAAGCCCUGGAUGGACAAGCAAAACUUCAACAACCAACAGAAGCCCGGCUUCCAGAAGAAGAAUCACUACGCCAACACUAAACUCGAAGUCCGCAAAAUCCCCCGUGACCUCAACAACAUCACGAAAUUAAACGAGCACUUCAGCAAGUUUGGAACUAUCGUGAACAUUCAGGUGGUGUUCGGCGGCGACCCCGAGGCGGCGCUCAUCCAGUACACGGCGAACGACGAGGCGCGGCGCGCCAUCUCCAGCACCGAGGCCGUGCUGAACAACCGCUUCAUACGGGUCUACUGGCACCGCGAGAACAGCGAGCAGCAGCACCAGCACCCGGGCCAGCCUCAGGGCCAGGGCCAGAGCGCCCCCGUGGGGCCGCAGCAUGCCGGCGUCCACAAGGUGAUCAACAAGCAGCACAACCCAGGCUCCUACGUGCUCAAUAAAAUGACACCCAAACAUCGCCUAGGGGGCGGGGCCGUCGGUAAAGUGGACACUCUACAGCCCGCCCCAGACGCCGCGCAGGCUAUGACUACCUCUACAAGCCUUCAAAAGGGAGCCUACAGUUCUUCGGUUGUCAAGAUGACCUCCAAGACGAUGGGGAAAGCAGCAAAGGCACUUGAAGCUCACGAAGCUUUGAAGAAGAAGCAGGAGGCACUAAAAUUACAACAGGACAUGAGGAAGAAGAAGCAAGAGAUGGUGGAGAAACAGAUAGAAUGUCAAAAGGUGCUGAUAAACAGGCUUGAGAAGAACAAGAACAUGAAGCCGGAGGAGAGAGCGAAGAUCAUGAGCACUCUGAAGGAGCUGAGCGACAAGAUCUCCCUGCUGAAGGACGAGAUGAAGCCAGCCUCCAACUCUGCAGCCAAGUCCGCCCAGCCCAAGACCAAGAUCGACGCGCAGAAGGAGCUGCUCGACGCAGAGCUGGAUUUUCACAAAAAGCUGAGCUCCGGAGAGGACACCACAGACCUGAAGAGACGGCUCAGCCAGCUGCAGAUGGAGGCCGCUCGUUUGGGACUGAUCCCAGCCGGACGGGGCAAACCGGCCCCGGCUCGGGGGCGGGGCAGAGGGCGCGGCAGGAGCGUGAGGGGCCGAGGAGGAGGCAGUCACAUGGUGGUGGACCACCGGCCCCGGGCCCUCGCCAUCCUCGGCGUGACCAAAGAAGAGAAGGAUGAGCUGAUGCCACACUUUGUGAAAUUCGGGGAGAUCGAGGAGCUGCGUGACCAUGAUGCCACCAGCGUUGUGGUGACGUUCAAGACGAGGAGUGACGCUGAGAAUGCUGCAAACCAAGGUGCAAAGUUCAAAGGUCGCACUCUUCAAAUGUCAUGGUACAAACCCAAGACACCAUCUGUAUCUACUGAACCAGAGGAGGAAGAGUCAAAGGAAGAGGAGUCUGAGAGCUCCCUCUUGCUUCCGGAGGAGGAAGAGGAAGAUGAUGACGAAGAGGACGAGGACGAGAGUCGUUCGUGGAGAAGAUGAAAGGACUGUAAACUCAAGCCUUUUU
Messenger RNA from Megalops cyprinoides (Indo-Pacific tarpon), 3136 nucleotides. Its product is annotated as RNA-binding protein 27-like. Gene Ontology annotation, biological process: mRNA processing. Gene Ontology annotation, molecular function: metal ion binding; RNA binding. Bases 106 to 3111 code for a protein of 1001 amino acids. Gene Ontology annotation, cellular component: nucleus. The transcript is spliced from 21 exons. NCBI's taxonomy places the organism in Eukaryota, Metazoa, Chordata, Actinopteri, Elopiformes, Megalopidae. The record is from RefSeq and is a predicted model, not a curated record.